CGAACCCAUCGCAGCAUCCACUGCUGAUGUCAGACUCCAGUGAUGUCGACCCUCCUCAGCAUCAGCAUCACCUCCAUGGCUGUUCUUCACAGAGUUGACUGAUGAUGGCUCUGUUCGGCAGAGGAGAGCUUGGACUGCUGGGAGGGGGAGAGGGACUGAGAGACGAUGUGGGUGGAGCUAGGAUCAGCUGCUCCCCCAGUCCACUGCCAGGGGACAUUUACCCAGCAUCAGGAUUGGCCCUGGCCGCCGCCUAUCAUGAUAUUAAGAUGCGUCUGGCCAGUCUGGAGAGGGAGAACAGCAGCAUCAAGAGGAAACUCAAAAACUAUGAGGUCAAGUUUCCGGUGAUUUGUGAUUUUGGCGAGGAGAAGAUACCGUGUUGUUCCUGUGAGCCCAUCAUCAAGGACACCAGCACAAUCCAAUCAGACAACACCGAUUUACAGCAAAAGAUUAGCUCUCUGACGCAGGAGCUACAAAAGAGUAAAGAGAGAGAGGAGAGAUUGGAGGAUGUUAUCCAGGCCUACGAGAAAAUCCAUCUGGAGAAAAGCAACGUCCAGAGAGACCUGGACAAGAUGACCACACUGGCAGAGCAGCAUGUGGAGCGGAUCCGGAGUCUGGAGUCGGCUCUCAGACAGAGAGAGACGUCCUUACAUAAACUCAGUGCUCAGCUCUGCAGCAAAGAUGCACAUCAGACCCCGCUGCACACCAGCCUGGACGUUCCCAGAGAGGGACGUGGGCCGACACUUCAGAGUUCACGCAGUCUGGAUGCACUGUCAGACCUGAAACUACAGAGACUGGAGGCGGAGCUAGAGGGGGCGCGGCACCAGGCCCAGGGGGCGUGUCAGCGGGAGAAGGAGCUGAGGGUGGAGCUUCAGAGACUGCAGCAGGAGGUCGUCCAACUGCAGGAAAGACAGUCACAGGAGUUGGCCUCGCAUUGUGAGCACUGUGAUGUGGAAUGGAUAAAGAAAGCUGGAGAUGAGCAGGUGAACCUAGCAUUAGCGUACACAGAGCUCACAGAGGAGCUGGGCCGUGUUUGCAAUCUAGCUGGAAAACAGAGUGACCUCCUGCGACAUUCCUCACGGGAACCUGUGCCUCAUCCUCCCCUGACUCCUCAGCAUCUCUCCCCUCCCUCCCCUCAGUGUAGCCCCUCCCUGUCUCCUGACAGGCUCCUCCCCACCCCCUCCCCUCCACUGUCUCCAAACGAUGGCCCUGCGUCCUACUCUUACCAACCAACCAGCAGCCGCCUACGAGCAAAGUUCCAGGGUCGCCGUAGUUACUCUGAGGUGUCUGAUCCAUCAGCCAUCCAGAGGCCCAUGGCUCGUUGGAUGAGAGACCCAGUAUCCACCCUCCCCAAACCCAGAUCACUCUUGGGGGAGACACAGAGUUACAGCCAAACCAAACCUCAGUUGCAUACCUCUCUGGUGGGCCUGGUUCGACCAGCCUCAGCACACGGAGGAGAGAGAAGAGGAAAUGGAGGAGGGGAGAGAGCCGGGGGCAGCAGUCUGAGCAGCAGUCCUCAUCACCGUCCUUUGGACCUGGGCUUUUCUUUGGCCACUGAAGUACAUCGCUUCUGUCGCCGAGAUGAUCCACCUGAGCCCACCCCACUGGUGACACCACCACAGUCUUCAGAUGAUGAAGAGGAUGUAUGUACUGGUAUGUAUCUGUCACCGGCCGCCAGCCCACCUCGUACACUUGGUGCAGUUGGCUCAUUGUCACCUAGAGAACAGCCCCUCCACCCUGUAUUCCAGUCUCCUAGGAAACAGCCACACCAUCCAUCUUUCUCAGCCCCUGAGGGCCCUACAACCCUCUCCUGCCAUCUGCCUCGCUAUAUGAACACAGAGCAUGCUCAGUCCUGGCCUUCCAUUAAUUUAUGGAUGGAGUCAGAAGAGAAUACAGUUCGUAGCUGUCCCCUGUGUCAGCUGACCUUCCCUACUGGUUACCCUGACGACGCCCUCAUCAAACACAUUGACUCCCACCUGGAGAACAGCAAGAUCUAAAUUUUCUAUUAUGCAUUGUGAACUUAUUUUAACGCUGUACGAAUUCCAGAUGGAAUGCAAUAUGGCCUCACCUUCCAGUACAAGGGUCAAAGGAAACUCUUGUGUUCUUCCAUCAAGACUGACCUUUAGGUUCCAAAUGUCCAGGAUGUAAAUCUUUUCACUUUUGCUCAUCAAGGACUCAUUGCCUAAUUCUUUCUCACAAAAUGUUGUAUCAGCAAUUUAGCGUGGCUGCUACUUUGAUCAAAAGUUUCUUCUUUUUCUCUUUUUUCCAAACAAACUUUUCAUUUGUACAUAGAUGUGAGUGGUCAAGAACAGGUGCCAGCUGCUCCACUGGUCGACCUGAACAUGAAAACAUACCAGCCAACACAUGUUAAGUCAGAACAGAACAUGCCUGAAACAUGCAACAAAUCAUCUGGUUCUCACUGCUGUAAUGUCUGAUUCUGUGUGACAACUGUAAUUUUCUGGACUUGAGAUGAAAGAUUUCUAUGGUAAAAUAUUCAAGAUAAAAACUGCCAAAUUACACAUUUUAGUUAGUAACACUUUUACAAACAUAAGAAAUUAUGAUAAACGUAGAAUUUAAUAACCAUUCUUGAAAUAAAACUCAGUCCACACAACAGCAUGAGUAGUACGCCUAUCAGUAAGUGGAUAGAAUGUCAUGACUAGAAGAGCACCAAAAUGACUGAUAUGCAAACUCAAAAGGGUGAAAUGCUCAAAAAGUAAAACUGUUAAACUGAAAAAAUAAGCAAAAAGCAUUUAUUGGCAUCUACUAAUGAACGUGCCUUGGUUAAAUCACAUUUUUUAUUAUGAAAAUAUUUAUGAAAGCCCAUUCUGGCCAUUUUUAGUUACAUUU
Molecule: messenger RNA, 2844 nt
Organism: Sphaeramia orbicularis (orbiculate cardinalfish)
Lineage: Eukaryota; Metazoa; Chordata; Actinopteri; Kurtiformes; Apogonidae
Product: TANK-binding kinase 1-binding protein 1-like
Exons: 13
Coding region: 102-1994 (630 amino acids)
Cellular component (GO): cytoplasm
Source: RefSeq, a predicted model, not a curated record